AUGUCGUCUCUGACGUGGCGCUCCUCGUGGUCCUCUGCCGAUGGCUCGGUGGACGUGCAGGUCCUGGACAAUAAUCGAGGCGGCGUAGUGUCUCUCUCGUCAUUGCCAUUGCAAUUGAUUCGCUCUGCAUCAGACGCCUCUGUGCCGUGUCAAAUGUCGCUGCAUUGGUCGCCACAGCCUCUACGCUGUCUCCAGCUCCAGCUCGAGGUGCAAUGCUCGGCUCGUCACGUAGAACUACACGCCGAAGGCACACGUCGCAAUAUGUUGGGUGAAGAGGAGCAAGGUGAAGUAUAUCUGGGCACAUUCCGAGGCACCAAAGCGUCGACGGAGGUGUCGAAUUUCACCAUGUCGCCAAUUUUCAAGCAAAGUGAUCGCGACUGUGAUAUUCUCAAAAGUUUGCAAUCGCUCAAAGUCAAAUUUGUAUCCCUCACGGGUGACAAAAAUGUACUGAAUCUGCAACAACUUCAAUGUGUAUCGGGGCUCAAUAUUGGAGGAGCAGCAGAUGUGCAAACGCUUUUGAAGGGGUUCCAGCAGACAUUGGAGCGUGAAAUGGAGACCAAAAUUGCUCGAGUGAUCGAUGCAAAGCUGUCGACACUUUCGCAACGUUUGGCAUUCUCAGAGCAAGCGCUUUUCCAAUUGCACAAGAAAAUGGACGCAAAAGAUGCACACAAACCCAGUUGA
Messenger RNA from Phytophthora infestans T30-4, 681 nucleotides. RefSeq lists its product as uncharacterized. The coding region runs from base 1 to 681 and encodes 226 amino acids. The record is from RefSeq and is a predicted model, not a curated record. The transcript has 3 exons. NCBI's taxonomy places the organism in Eukaryota, Oomycota, Peronosporomycetes, Peronosporales, Peronosporaceae.